This is a messenger RNA of Eremothecium cymbalariae DBVPG#7215, 606 nucleotides long. It is a transcript of the gene TAF10, whose product is annotated as Taf10p. Bases 1 to 606 code for a protein of 201 amino acids. The transcript has a single exon. Gene Ontology annotation, cellular component: SAGA complex; nucleus; transcription factor TFIID complex. Gene Ontology annotation, molecular function: promoter-specific chromatin binding; RNA polymerase II general transcription initiation factor activity. Gene Ontology annotation, biological process: transcription initiation at RNA polymerase II promoter. Lineage: Eukaryota; Fungi; Ascomycota; Saccharomycetes; Saccharomycetales; Saccharomycetaceae. The record is from RefSeq and is a predicted model, not a curated record.
AUGAGUGAAAAAGAAGUAACUGUGGAUGAUGAUUUAAAUGUGGAUGACGAGCUAAACGAAUUUGACGAUGAAGAAGAAGCUCCUGUAGAUAAUAUUGCCCUGUUCGGUGACCAAGCUAGGCAGGAAGGGACUAAAAAGUCCACUGCCGAUGAAAAUUAUCGAAAAUUGUUUGAAAUACCUGAAUUCACACGCAAGGAUAAAACUAUCAACGAAAUCCUUGACUUAAUGACAGAUUAUCCUCCUAUUAUACCAGAUGCUGUGAUAGAUUAUUAUUUGACCAAGAAUGGGUUCGAAUGCGCAGACAUUAGAGUGAAAAGACUCCUAGCUCUUGCAACUCAAAAAUUUGUUAGCGAUCUUGCUUCAGACGCUUACGAGUAUUCCAGAAUUAGGUCCUCCAUAGCAGUGCACAACUCUAAUAACGGUCAAGCGAGAGCUAGACAGCUGAUGCUGGGCCAACAAAAGCCUGGAGCACAACAAAUAACCCAACAACAGCAACAACAAAACGAAAAGACAAACGCCAACAAGGUAACGCUGACUGUCAAUGAUUUAAGUAGCGCAGUGGCAGAAUACGGGCUGAACAUUUCGAGACCAGACUUCUACCGUUGA